Molecule: messenger RNA, 8838 nt
Organism: Hippoglossus stenolepis (Pacific halibut)
Lineage: Eukaryota; Metazoa; Chordata; Actinopteri; Pleuronectiformes; Pleuronectidae
Product: protein unc-13 homolog A
Exons: 44
Coding region: 318-5963 (1881 amino acids)
Biological process (GO): synaptic transmission, glutamatergic; neuromuscular junction development; presynaptic dense core vesicle exocytosis
Cellular component (GO): synaptic vesicle membrane; terminal bouton; presynaptic membrane
Molecular function (GO): phospholipid binding; diacylglycerol binding; calmodulin binding
Source: RefSeq, a predicted model, not a curated record
CAGGGGUGCCGCCUGCCGCUGAAACAAGAUGGCUGUGCGCGCAGGAGGAGCAGCGGAGGAGAGCUGAGGCAAUGCAGAGGAGGAAAGAGAGGGGGGCCAGGGUUUUCACUCCCGUGCGUGCGUGUGUGUAUAUAUGUGUGUGUGCGUGUCUCGUCCUGCCCGUAAAAAGAGCAACAGAGGAAAACAAAGCGAGAAGGACCGCUGACACGAUGCCGGCUCGUCUCCCUUACCAGUUUGAGUGUUUGUCCCAGUAACCAGGAGACUAACGGAGCAAACAAACCCCGGAGCUGUCAGCAGAGGACAGAGGACAGCCAGAGAUGUCCCUGCUGUGCGUGGGAGUGAAGAAAGCCAAACUGGAUGGACCCCAAGAGAAGUUCAACACGUACGUGACUCUGAAGGUACAAAAUGUGAAGAGCACAACCAUUGCUGUCAGGGGCGACUUGCCCAGUUGGGAGCAAGACUUCAUGUUUGAAAUUAGCCGCCUCGACCUGGGUCUGACAGUAGAGGUGUGGAACAAAGGGUUAAUCUGGGACACCAUGGUCGGCACUGUGUGGAUUCCCCUCCGUAGCAUCCGACAGUCAAAUGAGGAAGGUCCAGGGGAGUGGCUCACACUGGACUCUCAGGUCAUCAUGUCUGAUAAUGAGAUCUGUGGCACCAAAGAUCCCACUCUCCACCUGGUGCUACUCGACACACGCUUCGAGCUGCCUCUCGAUAUCCCAGAGGAUGAGGCAAGGUACUGGGCCAAAAAACUGGAGCAGCUCAACGCCAUGCGGGACCAAGAUUAUUCAUACCAAGAGGAUCAGGAACGCCCUCUCCGUGUACCAAGCACCCAGUGCUGUAACUGGAAUCUAUGGGGAGAACAACAAAAUGAGGAUCCAGACAGUGCUGUGGACGACAGGGACAGUGACUAUCGCAGUGAAACCAGUAACAGCAUCCCCCCUCCCUACUACAGCACAUCUCAGCCCAACGCCUCUGUCCACCAAUAUCCCAUCAGCCACCAGCACCGCAGCUCCAGAAGCCCCUCUUACCCACACUCGGGCAACAGCCAGGACCCCGACUUCAACAAUCAGAGGACUGUCAGCCCCACGGGGAGCUAUGCAUCGUCUGCAGAGUUGAGUCGGUGCAGCAGUCAGCUGAGCGAGGAGGAUUAUGUCGUUGAGUAUGGAGAGAGGGACCCUUACGACGAGAACGACUCGUACCACUCCUGCCAUUCCUCAGUCAGCUGCAGCAAAGGCUCUCCUGACUGGGACCCUGAUGAGACUCAGGGGGCGUACAGCGAUGAGGGUGGUUACAGCAAAGACGGAGGAGAGGAGGUGGCUCUGUACGAGGAGGAGGAUGGCGGACUGUAUGAGGGAGAAGAGGAUGGCCUCUAUGAGGAUGAGGAGAUGUUGUAUGAUGAUGAGGAUUUGUACAACUUGGAAGGGACUCUCAGUGAGGACAUGGAGCCUCCUUUCACUCCCACGCCAACGUCAACUGUCCCUCCAACUCUCGAUGUUCCUAACUCCAGACCUCCUCUAGAAAAACAGCCGUCCCUCCACCAACAGCAGCCUGCUACUAAGCCCUCUAACCAAACAUCCAACCAGGCUCAUCCUCCUGGCGUGGCCGCAGCAGCACAGCCCCAAUCUGCUCAACCAACAGCCCAACCACCUAAACAGCCCCAAGCACAGCCACAGCCAGCCCCAUCAGCUACUUCCUUCUUUUCAAUGGCCAAACCUCUUACAGCUGCAGUCACAGGCUUGGCCUCUACUUUCCUCUCCUCGGUUCCCACCGCCCAACCCGCCCAGUCUCAACCUCCAGCCUCUGCCGUAUCGCAACAGCACCAGUCUGUUGCAGCCAACUCUGUCCCUCCAUCCCACCUGUCCACCGUGACUAACUCAGCCUCUCAGCACCCCUCCACCGCCACGGGUCCCUCAUCCAAACAGAUCCCAGCAUCUGCAGAGCCCCAAUCCCAAUUCAGUGAUCCUGCCACCACACAGUCGGCUGCCCACGAGGACCAGGCUCCCCAGCUUGAGGAAGAACUGUGGCUAGAGGAGGAAAUGAUUUUGGAGAGUGAGGAAAGGACCCCCCCAGCCCAGCCGGAGGAGAUGCUCCCCAUGGAGGAGGAGGAGGAGGAGCAGUUUGAAGAGAGCAGACCCCCGACGCCAGGAGAGUUGGAAGAGAUACCACCUGAGAGCCCUCCAGUUAUAGAAGAGCCCAAAGAGCCAGUCGAUCCAGCAGUCAGAGCCAAAGAGAACUGGCUCAGGCUUUACAACAAGGUCUUACAGCAGCUGCGGGAGGCUCGAGGAGAGACUUCCAACUCACUGUGGUUCGGUAAAGGAGGAAUGGGAGGUGCACUCUACAGCAUUGACAGCAUGCCUGACCUUCGCAAAAGGAAAGCCAUUCCUCUUGUCAGAGAUCUGGCUAACCAUGUUGAUUUGGCCAUGUCUCUGGUGCAGAACUCUCGUAAAGCUGGCAUCACAUCAGCCAUGGCUUCCACCACUCUUGGAAAUGAAGAGUUGAAGAGCCAUGUCUAUAAAAAGACUCUACAGGCUCUGAUCUACCCCAUCUCCUCCACUACUCCUCAUAACUUUGAGGUGUGGACAGCCACCACCCCCACCUACUGCUAUGAAUGUGAGGGGCUGCUGUGGGGUAUCGCCCGCCAAGGCAUGCGCUGCUCCGAGUGCGGCGUCAAAUGCCACGAUAAGUGCCAGGACCUACUCAAUGCCGACUGUCUGCAGAGAGCUGCAGAGAAGAGCUCCAAGCACGGGGCUGAGGACCGGACCCAGAACAUCAUCAUGGUCCUGAAGGACCGCAUGAAGAUCAGAGAGAGGAACAAACCGGAGAUCUUUGAGCAGAUACAGGAAGUGUUUGCCCUCGACAAAUCCACACAUGCCACGCACAUGAAGCAGAUCAAGCAGAGCGUGCUUGACGGGACCUCAAAAUGGUCGGCAAAGAUCAGCAUCACUGUGGUGUGUGCUCAGGGCUUGCAGGCUAAAGACAAAACAGGCUCCAGUGACCCGUAUGUCACUGUUCAAGUUGGGAAGACCAAGAAGAGAACCAAGACUAUCUAUGGCAACCUCAACCCUGUCUGGGAAGAAAAUUUCCACUUCGAGUGCCAUAACUCGUCCGACCGGAUCAAGGUCCGCGUGUGGGACGAGGACGAUGACAUCAAGUCUCGUGUGAAACAGAGGUUCAAACGUGAGAGCGAUGACUUCCUGGGUCAAACCAUCAUUGAAGUCCGCACUCUGAGCGGGGAGAUGGAUGUCUGGUACAACCUGGACAAGAGAACAGAUAAGUCUGCUGUGUCGGGAGCCAUCCGGAUGCACAUAAGUGUGGAAAUCAAAGGGGAGGAGACGGUAGCUCCGUACCAUGUCCAGUACACCUGUCUACAUGAGCAUCUGUUCCAGUACACCACUGAGGAGCAGAACGGCGGUGUAGUAAAAAUCCCUGAUGCCAAAGGAGAUGAUGCCUGGAAGGUGUAUUUUGAGGAGACGGCUCAGGAGAUAGUGGACGAGUUCGCCAUGAGAUACGGAGUCGAGUCCAUCUACCAGGCCAUGACCCACUUUGCCUGCUUAUCGUCCAAGUACAUGUGCCCAGGAGUGCCCGCUGUGAUGAGCACCCUGCUGGCCAACAUCAACGCUUACUACGCCCACACCACCCAGUCGUCCAACAACGUUUCUGCCUCGGACAGAUUUGCUGCAUCAAACUUUGGCAAGGAGAGGUUUGUCAAACUGCUGGAUCAGCUGCACAACUCCCUGAGGAUCGACCUGUCCAUGUACCGGAAUAACUUCCCUGCCAGCAGUCCUGAAAGACUACAAGAUCUCAAGUCUACUGUUGAUCUCUUGACAAGCAUCACAUUCUUCAGGAUGAAGGUCCAGGAGCUGCAGAGUCCCCCGAGGGCGAGCCAGGUGGUGAAGGACUGCGUGAAAGCCUGUCUCAACUCCACCUACGAGUAUAUCUUCAACAACUGUCACGACCUCUACAAUAGGGAAUAUCAGACAGACCCUUCAAAGGCAGUGCCUCCAGAUGAGCAGGGGCCCAACAUCAAGAACCUCGACUUCUGGUCCAAACUCAUCACUCUCAUCGUCUCCAUCAUAGAAGAGGACAAAAACUCCUACACGCCUUGUCUUAAUCAGUUUCCCCAGGAACUGAAUGUGGGCAAGAUUAGCGCUGAGGUCAUGUGGAAUAUGUUUGCACAAGAUAUGAAAUAUGCCAUGGAGGAGCACGAGAAGAACCGCCUGUGUAAAAGUGCAGAUUAUAUGAACUUGCACUUCAAGGUGAAGUGGCUCUAUAAUGAAUACUGCAAGGAGCUGACCACUUUCCAGAAGCACGUCCCUGAAUAUCCAGCCUGGUUUGAGCCAUUUGUCAUCAUGUGGUUGGAUGAAAAUGAGGAGGUGUCCAGAGAUUUUCUUCAUGGAGCCCUGGAGAGGGACAAAAAAGAUGGGUUCCAGGUCACAUCAGAGCACGCUUUGUUCUCCUGCUCGGUGGUGGACGUGUUCUCUCAGCUCAAUCAAAGCUUUGAAAUCAUCCGCAAGCUGGAGUGUCCUGACCCGCAGAUUGUUGGGAACUACAUGAAGAGAUUCGCCAAGACCAUCGGCAAUGUCCUGUUGUCUUAUGCUGACAUCAUAGCGAAAGACUUCCAUAAUCAUGUCAAGAAGGAGAAAGUGCCGUGUAUCAUCAUCAAUAACAUCCAGCAGCUCAGGGUUCAGUUGGAGAAGAUGUUUGAGGCCAUGGGAGGCAAAGAUCUCAACUUGGAGGCCAGUGACUUCCUGAAGGAGCUGCAGAACAAACUCAACAGCGUCAUGGAUGACCUCAGCCGCAUUUUUGCAGUCAGUUUCCAGCCCCAGAUUGAGGACAACGUGAGGCAGAUGGGGGAUAUCCUGGCUCAAGUCAAAGGUCAGACUGUACCAGCCAAUGGCAGCGUGGUUCAGGAGGCCGACAACGUCCUACAGCCCAUCAUGGACUUCCUGGACAGCAAUCUGUCGCUGUUUGCUAAGAUCUGUGAAAAGACCGUCCUGAAGAGAGUGCUGAAAGAGCUGUGGAAACUGGUGAUGAACACAAUGGAAAAAACAAUUGUUCUUCCAACUCUCACUGAUCAGACGGUUAAUGGCACCCAGAUGAUCUUCAAUGCUGCUAAGGAGCUGGGCCAGCUUUCUAAGCUCAAGGAGCACAUGGGGCGAGAGGAGGCCAAAGCUCUGACUCCUAAACAGUGUGCAGUUAUAGAGCUGGCACUGGACACCAUUAAGCAAUACUUUCAUGCUGGUGGCGUGGGCCUGAAGAAAACGUUCUUGGAGAAGAGUCCAGACCUGCAGUCUCUGCGCUACGCCUUGUCUCUGUACACGCAGGCCACGGACAAACUCAUCAGGAAGUUUGUCCUCUCGCAGAACGCUCAGGUCCACGGAGGGAAAGGGGUCAGGUACUCGGCAAACGAAGACACACCGCCAGAGAAAGCAUCUGGAGUGGACUCAGUUGGCGAAGUGAUCAUGAACGUGGAUAUCUUACCCCAACCUAAUGGAGAACACAAGAUCAAUGUGAAAGUGGUGGCUGCAAAUGACCUGAAGUGGAGGGCGCAGGGCUUCAGGCCUUUCGUGGAGGUUUACAUCAUCGGCCCUCACCUCAGUGACAAGAAGAGGAAAUUUGCCACCAAGUCCAAGAACAACAGCUGGUCUCCAAAGUUCAGCGAGAGCUUCCAGUACUCCCUCGGCACUGAGGUGGGUCCAGAGAGCUACGAGCUGCAAGUUUGUGUGAAGGACUACUGCUUCGCCAGGGAGGACCGCACCGUGGGAAUGGCCCUGCUGCAGGUGAAGGAAAUAGCCAGCAAGAGCAGCAUCACCUGCUGGAUGCCGCUGGGAAGACGUGUCCACAUGGACGAGACGGGCCUGACGGUGCUGCGCAUCCUCUCUCAGCGCAACAACGACGACGUGGCAAAGGAGUUUGUGAAGCUCAAGUCGGACCAGCGCUCGGCUGAGGAGGGCCGCAGCUGAGGGAGGAGGAGGAGAGAGCGAGGACACGCGUGUGCACAAGAACAGCAGAGACCUGAGCGACAUAGUAUUAUGCACACAUGUCGUAGUCACACCCACAUAGAUAGGCAACCAUGUGCAAUACACAAGCACACACAUGAAAACGCUCUAUUGUACAUAUAUCUGCAUACAUUAUGCAACAUUUACAUAGCAAUGGUAUCAAUGCAAACACCAAGGAAUAGGUUUUUAAAAAAUCCCAUUUCAUUUUGAAUAUUUCAACAGCUCGACUCAAACCUCUCAGUUUAACGUUAGCCUCACAUUAGCAAGCACCUGUCACUCACUCUUUCCUACAGCGCAUCGCACCUUUUUAUACGCUGUAAAUUUCGAUGUGAUAAAACGCAACGCAGAACAACGACCGUGUGAAUAGUUUGAGAGAGACCACUUUGCACUUUGCUUCUGUGUCUUCAGGAGGCCCGUCCCCACCCUGCUACGAUCUGUCCGUCUGCUUGCCGGUGUUGUCUCCCCCCCACUCCCCUCCCCCAUUGUUUCAUCUGCUUCGUCUCCUCACGGUGUGGUGACGUGAUGUGUGAGGCACAGAUCUAAGAUCACAAAACAGAGAAAACACUGACCUUAGAUCAGUGUCCAAAGGGGAAACAUCUCUGCCAGUCUGUCCUGUAAUGUACUAAAGUCCUGCAUGUUGACUCCAGGACACUGUGAUUGGCUCUGCUGUAACCAUGGCAACCACUCCCCUCCCACACACAAAAAAAAAAAGGACGCCUCCAAUAUUUGACCUGUGCGAGCAUGGUGCACAUAACCCUGGUACCGUAACGUUUUUAUAGAUCAGACCCGACGAGACUUUGUGAUCCUGGAGGAAACGCCAACAGUGGAACGGGGACGAGCCUCACGUGUGAUGUGUCCAUAAAAGCAAAGGUUUUGGCCACAGUGUGCUUUUUUAAAAGAAAAAAACUCUAAUUGCUUCACAUCACCAAACGAGGCAACACUCCAGCAUCGAACACGUCCACACCCCUGGAGAGCACAUGACCUCUAGGAAGGGCUACGGGAUCCGUGGACUGGGAUGUGACUUUACGCACCGAGGUCGAUGCUUCUGUUGGCAGACGGCGGCUCUGCCACAGACACACACAGUCUUUCAUCAGUGACACUGUGGAACUUGAAAAAAUAAAUAUAAUAAUCCACCUGAAGCCUAAAAGGACACAUCCCCCUGUGGAACACUCUCCUCCUGGUCGCCUGCACACGCACCCAAACCCUCCUCUUCAAGGCAAUAGUGUGUGUUUGUACGUCCACUGACGCUCGUGGUUUUUAGCACUAAAAGAACCCUGUGUGAACACUGCUGUGUCUUUUGUUAGUGUGUGUGUGCAUGUGCGUGAAGGUGUGAGUGUGUGUGCGCGUGGGCCGACUGUCACACCUGCAAAAUGGGCUCGGAGAUUGUGAGCAAUAUACUGUCCCUACAUACCCCAAAUGUCUGCGCUGUCAGUUUAACUACAGGAGCACCGACUGCAAUAUCCAGAUCCAAGGAAUGGGAAACUUACGAUUCUUUUCUUCUUUCUUUUUUUUACUUAUAUAUUUUCUUUAUGGACUCAUGAAAAGCUUUUCCUCACAUAUUUUGGAUACGAGAGAAGGAAAGUGUCUGUUGCUAUUUUUGCCUUCAGCAGGACCAAAUUUGCACGAACCAGGGCUCAUGUUUGUUUGUUUGUUUGUUUGUUUCUCAGAGAAAGAAGCCAUCGGAGUCACCGCCGAGCAGGGGCGGGGUUCAAGUAUCAGUCUCGCCAUGUGCUUUCGAUGAACCCCUUUAUCGUUCGCUCGCCAAAAAAAAAGGUUUCACAGUCACGGUCUGGCUCAUGGUUCAGCGUGAGAAAGUGGAACUUCAUGAUGUCGGUAACACUGAGUAAACGCUGCAGGAGGUUUUUUCUUUUCCUGUCAGACAUCACUGCUGGCCUGUCACAUGUUGUCUUUACUCAAUACUGUUGAAUGCUACCAAAAACAAAUCUUCUGAAUGUUAUUGAUCCCCAGCAGAGCCGUCUUUCUUUCUACGACCAACUAAUCAGCUAAAUCUAAAACCAAGACCUUGUCGGGAACUCGCCAACUCAUGCCUUUUGAUCGAGGCCUCCAAAUUUCCCUGAAAUCAAUGGAUCAUGUUUCAGUCAUGCUUGUGUUUGUGUGUGUUUCUUGAGGGGGAGGGGUGAACUAGCGUUUUAGAAGGAGCCUUCCUCCCCUUCUUUUGUGACACACAGUGCAGUUACAUUCUUCUUCAUGUGUUAACUAAGUAAUCCCAGGGCUCAAGAGGAAACUUGACGAAAAAGCAACAAAAAAUAAAAUGAAGGUCCACUUCGGGGCUCAGUCGGUUGCCUGCUUCAUGUAUUUACGCAUACAGACACCACUGCACACACACACACACACACACACACACACACACACACACAUCUCUGCUCAAGCACAAAAGGGCACAUGUCGGAUGACACACAUGCAUGCAUGCACGCCGACACAACUCUGUUGAGACCAAACGAUGCCCACUCUGUGAAUAGAACCAACUUACAAUUGCAUGAUGGGAAACUUUAUUGUGCCAGCACGUGUCUCUUCGAUGUGACUUGACUCUUGUUUUACAUUUCUCCUUGUUUUUUAAUUUCCUGAGCUAUGUAAUAACGAUGACUCAUCAAUGUUGUUUCUUUUUUCUGUUUUUCAAAAUGGCUUGUGAAUACGUCUCCUGUAACCAAUAUGAAUGUGAACACAGAACUCGCAUGAGAGAAUUAUUUUCUACCGAGGAUUGUUUCUAAUUUGUUUCUUAUCAUUAUCGAUCGUUCUUUAAUGAGGAUGAAUUGGAACUGGAAUGCAGCCUGAUUGUGAUCUGCUUCCUAUUAAAAGGACAUUUAUGUCACAAUCUAAA